Tarenaya hassleriana is the source of this 1085-nucleotide messenger RNA. RefSeq names its product proteasome subunit alpha type-5-B. Gene Ontology annotation, cellular component: proteasome core complex; nucleus; proteasome core complex, alpha-subunit complex. Bases 148 to 861 code for a protein of 237 amino acids. The transcript is spliced from 10 exons. Lineage: Eukaryota; Viridiplantae; Streptophyta; Magnoliopsida; Brassicales; Cleomaceae. Gene Ontology annotation, biological process: proteasome-mediated ubiquitin-dependent protein catabolic process. The record is from RefSeq and is a predicted model, not a curated record.
UUGCUGCUCAAGAAGUGAGCGUCUUCGGAAGCUAGGCAGGAGCAGACUGACGAAGAAAGCAGCAUACUUCGGUUCGCAGAUCGAGGAACGGGGUUUCACUCCUUUGUGCUGACACUAAGGCUUUUCAGAUCGAAUUCUGAGAAGAAGAUGUUCCUCACCAGGACUGAGUAUGACAGAGGUGUCAACACCUUUUCUCCUGAAGGUCGGCUGUUUCAAGUCGAGUAUGCCAUUGAAGCCAUCAAGCUUGGCUCUACUGCUAUUGGAGUAAAGACCAAGGAAGGAGUUGUGCUUGCUGUCGAGAAGCGUAUCACCUCGCCUCUUCUGGAGCCGAGCAGUGUGGAGAAAAUUAUGGAAAUUGACCAGCACAUAGGAUGUGCCAUGAGCGGUCUGAUUGCUGAUGCCCGUACACUAGUUGAGCAUGCACGUGUUGAAACUCAAAAUCACAGGUUCUCGUAUGGUGAGCCAAUGACUGUAGAGUCUACAACACAGGCUCUUUGCGAUCUUGCUUUAAGAUUCGGUGAAGGAGAUGAAGAGUCAAUGUCACGGCCAUUCGGAGUAUCUCUUCUCAUUGCUGGUCACGACGAAAAUGGACCGAGCCUAUACUACACAGAUCCAUCAGGCACAUUCUGGCAGUGCAACGCUAAGGCCAUUGGUUCAGGGUCAGAAGGGGCUGACAGUUCCCUGCAAGAACAAUUCAACAAGGAUUUGACUCUCCAAGAAGCUGAAACUAUUGCCAUGUCCAUCCUCAAGCAAGUGAUGGAAGAAAAGGUGACUCCAAGUAACGUGGACAUCGCCAAGGUGGCACCCGGAUACCAUCUCUACACUCCACAAGAGGUGGAGGCAGUCAUCACCCGUCUUUGAUGAAAAAAUCUUCCGGUGGGAAUCUUCGAAUUUCCGGUGAGUGAUUUCUCAACUUGUGUCUGCUUCUGGAUCUGAGACCAAGAAACUGUCUUUUGCACCUAUGGAAACAAACAAACAUUUUCACCUAUUGUCUGUCAAAUGGUGAAUGUCAAAACACUCACCCAGUUGUUUAAGAACUUUUCUUUCAUCUCUGAACGUCAUCGGACAAAUGUCUGGUUAUUUCA